This is a messenger RNA of Penicillium nucicola, 1020 nucleotides long. RefSeq names its product D-mandelate dehydrogenase-like dehydrogenase. Gene Ontology annotation, molecular function: NAD binding; hydroxypyruvate reductase [NAD(P)H] activity; glyoxylate reductase (NADPH) activity. The transcript has 2 exons. Lineage: Eukaryota; Fungi; Ascomycota; Eurotiomycetes; Eurotiales; Aspergillaceae. The record is from RefSeq and is a predicted model, not a curated record. The coding region runs from base 1 to 1020 and encodes 339 amino acids. Gene Ontology annotation, cellular component: cytosol.
AUGACGAUCGAAAGAAAGCCACGCGUCGUAUCCCUCGGAACUCCUGCUUUUGUCAAUGAAGAAUACAUCACUCGAUUCAAAACCGACUUUGACUAUUCGGUCUUGCCCGCCACAAACCGCGAGGAGACACAGACUUUACUGCCCAAAGACAUCGCGAAGAAUGGACCGAUCGAUGCAUUUAUCAUUCGCAUGGGCACGCCACCGUACGAGCCUUUCGACGAGGAUUUGUUGAAGGCACUGGUACCAGAAUGCAAAAUCAUCACCUCUGCCAGCGCAGGGUACAAUGAGUUCGACGUGGACUGGAUGGCUAGUCGAAAUAUUGUGUUCUGCAAUACCGUCAAUGCAGUCGCAGAGGCUACAGCAGAUAUGGCCGUGUUUUUGAUGCUUGCUGUCUUGAGAAAUACUACAAAUGCUGAGAAGAGUGCCCGGAACGGUACUUGGAGGAAGGGAGCGAACCUGGUUCCCACUUGCGAUCCUUCCGGGCUCACUCUUGGUAUUGUUGGGAUGGGUGCCAUUGGAAAAUAUCUCGCUAGGAAAGCCGCUGUCUUCAAUAUGAAGAUUGAAUACUUCAAUCGAAACCAGCUCCCAGCAGCCGAGGAGGAAACAUAUGGGGCAACAUACUGCAAAUCUUUGCAUGAUCUUCUCCAACGAGCAGAUGUCGUCUCUUUAAAUUGCCCCCUCAAUGCAGCAACCACAAACUUGAUUAGCACAGCUGAAUUUGCUGCCAUGAAAGAUGGGGUAUUCCUCGUCAAUACGGCUAGAGGGGCAGUCAUUGACGAGGAGGCUCUCAUUGCGGCGCUAGAGUCGGGCAAGGUACAACGUGCUGGCCUUGAUGUUUUUGUCAAUGAGCCCAGCCCGAGAUCCUACUUCCUACAGAGCGAUAAAAUUGUUCUGCAGCCACAUCUGGGUGGGUUGACGGAGAAGGCGUUCCAGAAAGCUGAAACUGAAUGCUUUGAGAAUAUACGCGCUUUUUUCACAACCGGGAAAGCAAACUCACCGGUUAACGAGAUUAAGGGAUAG